UAUGCGCUGUAGGACAUAGCUGGCCUUGGGCUUAGCCCCGGUGGAGCCCUACGCUAUAUUGUGCUGUGCAGAACCCAUUCACGCAACUUGACCGUCCACCACCAUGGCUGGACCAUUUCGCUUCCAGGAGGAAGCCAGGUCGCCGCUCGAUCGCAGCGCCUCACCCUUCUCUACCGGCCAGCCUGUGUCCUUCAAGACCAAUGUCAAUCGCUCCAAAACGAAGAAAUGGGUGCAGGCAAAGAAGAAUGCCUACGACGGCGAUGACUGGGGCGACUACGAUGAGUACGAUGAAUACGGCGUGAACCAGGAACCCCAAAAUGCCCAACCCGCGCAGCGAUACUACGCCCAGCGUACAGAGCAGCCCUCGCGAAGCUUCACCGACCCCUCCCUUCAAGCACCACUACCAAAAGCCCGCAGGAAUUCCUUUGAGCGUGGAGAGGAACAGCGCGCAUUCUCAUCGACCAUUCCUCAGCCUCAGCCUGCUCAUGCCCAGCCACAUAGAGAACCCCAGGGGUUGCCAGAUAGCAAUCCCUUUGGCGUAGACUAUGACAUGGGAGGUAGGGGUGAUUUCAGUCCCUCUGCAGUGCCUCCACCAUUGCAGACACGUAUGUCGCAGGUGCCUGCCGAUUUCACUCCCCCCUCACAAUCCCAGUUCCCUCCGCGCAAAAGCAGUAUAGGUCAGGCAAGUUCGCCAAUAGCUACUUCCCCACGACCGCGCACCGGCAGUGCAUCUGAUAAGCCACUUCCUUUUAUUAGACCAGCAGACAUAUACAAGCGCCACCAAGAAGAUCAGGAACACUUUGAUCCCAAAGCCAUCCAGUCCGACCCUAGCACCUCCCAGCAGGAACACCCCGCCAACUCACCGUCGGACGAUCAGGGUCUACGCUCUGUUGUCGAUCAGGCAUUCACUCGUACAGAUGACCAGCGCUCGGUUCCGCCAACACCAACGUCAAACGACACGAGCUCAGACCUUCUAAGAAGCAAUACUGGAAGCACGUCUGGUAUUAGUCCAAUCAUGAGCCGAGUUCCUAGCUCUGCUGCUUCAGCGUUAAAGAUCCGCAAUCAAGCAGAAGGAAAUACACCCGUGAUCAAGGAGGAGCCUGGUGAAGUCACAACACCCGUCACCCAGCCAACGCCAGCGAAUAAUGUUGACUCGAUGCACCACGUUCCACAAAAGCCAUCUCCGGGUCACUCCCGAAACAUUUCAAGCUCGUCUACCCCUCGCAGUGGUCUUGCUACGCCGACACGCGGUGACAGCCCCGCUCGUUCUCCUGUGCUAGCAGCCAGCAGAGACGUGCCAAGACCAAAAUCCGCCCUUUUUUUGACUGAAGACGACUCAAGUCCUGAAGGCAUGGAUGGCGGGCUAAAGGGGCCAGCUUCUGCAUAUGCUAAUCGCGAAGCGGAUCUCGCUACCUCAACUAACAGCCGCCCAAGCAGUGGGAUUCUAGAUCUAGGAGCCGCGCAGCGUCAGUCCCAGAACAUGUUCUUGGAAUCCCACAAUGCACAAUCCCCUAUCGAGGAUGUUUUACCACGCGACCGUUCAGAAUCACCAAGCAAAGGCCGUGUGCAGGCACUGGCUGGCAAGUUUGGCGAUGUAGCUUCUUCAAGACGCGGGUCAACACAAUCGAAUCUUUCAAGAAAUAGCGUUCAGUCAUGGGAGCGAAGCCGCGACAAUUCGCGUGCAGCGUCUCCAACAAAAGCUAGUCCAUCAAAGCCCAGCAGUCCGGUCAAAGAAUUCCGUCCUCACCUACCUGGCCAAUGGGAAUCAUACACGACCACAGUCGUGACCCCCUCAGAACAUGGGGAGCAGGAUCGGGGGUUAGGCAAUUUGGAGAAGAGCCAAGUUUCCUCUGAAAGUCUUGACUUGACACCUACAACUGCUAAGCAAUCAGUUGCUGAAGUUCCUUCAACAGAGGCAAACAACUCUGAUCCAAUGGCUGCUCUUCGAAACGCCGGAGCUGCAAUGGCCGAAUCUAUCCGCACGACUAUUGGGAUCGAUGAAAACUCAUCGGAAACUCCGAAGGAGAAGAAGGCGUCUGUUGAUCAUGGCAACAUCUAUCUACCUAGGCCAUUGCAGCUUGAUCGCACGAUAACAUCUAACUCAAGCGCACCACCUACACCUCCUGCGAAGGACACCCCAAAAUCCGAGUUUCCACCAUCGCCUCCCUUGAAAGAAAACCCCGUGCCGUCUGCGGAGGAUCCUUUGACUCGCCCAAGUUUUGAUCAAAAACCCAGCACUGAGAGUUCUGCUGAAGACCAAGAAAGCGAUCGUUUGCGAAAGGAAAUUGUUGCCAGUUUGGGUCCUCUUAAUAUCCCAGACUCACCAGCGGAUGAACCAAGUUUAGCUCCACUGCAACCACACAGCCCGGGUACAAAUCGUGCCAGCUCGAUCCUACCUGACGAGUACAAGAGCUACUGGGCUGAAGAGGACGGUGUUUCUCGUCGGUCUUCUCAAAACAGCGAGACUAAAGCCAAAGACCGACCGCAAGCAGCGACUGUCGCAUUUCUCCCUCAAUCUGAAGACCCUACAAAACCUGUCAUCAAGAGGUUCAGUUGGGAAGCGAGCGAUUCGUUGAUGCAAACGCCAGUUGAAUCGGAAAAGGAAACUCCUCCAGCAGAGCCUGCAGCAGUCUCAAAUGGACCUGAAAAGCCUGCAUCCGCUGGAGAGCGAGCUGCAGAACAAGAACAUCAGCCAUCACCUGAGACUCUCCCUGGCAUUACUGUGCACACCGGUCCUGCUUCGGAUGUUACCAAGCCUGAUCCUGUCGGCGAUGGCGAAAAGCCAGCUGCACCUUCUCCUCUUUUGGACCCUACACAGUCUAUAGCCAGCCCCACUCGGGAGGCUACGCGUUCACCAGGUCUUCAUGUUGUGAAUACGGAAGAAAAUCCUGAAGCUGUGGAUCUUCCCCCGCGCUUUACUGCCGAACACGAUCCGCCUCCUGUGGUGUCUAAAGAACCCAAAUUGACUGAAAAAGCCACAACGCCGGAGCCUGCAGAACCACAGCCGGCCAUUGAAGCACGCCAUGAAGAAGUUCAGACUCCUGCUGCUGCACCUGUAGCGUCCGCAGCGCAAGAAUCUUCAACCAAGUCGCCAGCCACAGACAAGCCCUUAGGCGCUCGAGAGAUCGCAACCCUCAACUCGGCAACGGAACGAAUCGAUACGUACAACAAGACCCGGGAAUAUUGGGCUAGUGUAGACCAUGGGUUGAAUGAUUGGCUGACAGCAACUUUGGAUGCAAAUCCCGAGUUGGCAACGCAGACAUUUCCGGUGCAACGAGCACCUACGGGCUCUAUCCGUCACAGACACACUGGCUCGCUUUUGUUCGGGAAAUUGGGUGGGUCAAGUAACCACGAGUCAACUGCUGAACAGCACAACAAUGGCAGUGCGGCUGCUCCUACCAAUACCAGCUCUCCAACUGCCCAUGCACCUUCUGGGUCUAGUUUUGGUGGACGCAUUGUGAACCAGCAAGUGCAGCUCAAGGGCAAAGAUCUGCUGCAUACUGCCAAUGUACUGGGUGGGAAGGGUAUGACCAGUGCCAAGGGCUUUUUUGCCAAAGGCAAAAGUCGUUUCGGGCGCGAAAAGGCAGAGAAGUGAUUUUGCUUCUGCAUGGCAUAUGCCGCGACUACUACCACGGGUUGUCUUGUUCGACUAA
This is a messenger RNA of Bipolaris maydis ATCC 48331, 3653 nucleotides long. Lineage: Eukaryota; Fungi; Ascomycota; Dothideomycetes; Pleosporales; Pleosporaceae. The record is from RefSeq and is a predicted model, not a curated record.